Perkinsus marinus ATCC 50983 is the source of this 167-nucleotide messenger RNA. RefSeq lists its product as hypothetical. The record is from RefSeq and is a predicted model, not a curated record. Lineage: Eukaryota; Perkinsozoa; Perkinsida; Perkinsidae. The annotation marks the transcript as partial. The transcript has a single exon.
UACAGUAUGGGUAUGAGUGCAUGUGGACUUCUCGUGCUGCUGCCAGGUCUCUGGGCGAGUACCCUAAAUACGAGAUAGCCUGUAUGUUCUUGUCUAUUUACCUCACGUUCUCCCUAGCUGAGCUCCUUGGUCUGAGUGGAAUCAUGACGAUAUUCUUCUUUGGAUUA